Molecule: messenger RNA, 2550 nt
Organism: Trichomycterus rosablanca
Lineage: Eukaryota; Metazoa; Chordata; Actinopteri; Siluriformes; Trichomycteridae
Product: extracellular calcium-sensing receptor-like
Exons: 6
Coding region: 1-2550 (849 amino acids)
Biological process (GO): G protein-coupled receptor signaling pathway
Cellular component (GO): plasma membrane
Molecular function (GO): G protein-coupled receptor activity
Source: RefSeq, a predicted model, not a curated record
AUGGAGUCUAUCUUUACUCUGUUACAUGUAAUAAUGGCCAUUAUCAGUUUUUCCAGAGGUAAUGGGACUACUUGUAUACUGCAAGGAGAGCCAACAUAUCCACAGCUGCAGAAGAAUGGCGAUAUUAUAGUGGGUGGAAUGUUUCCAUUUCAUAGUUAUUGGGAUAGCAUAGACUUGUCGUAUGUAUUCAAGCCAGCACCGAUAAAGUGCACGAGUCUUGAUUUUAGAGCUUUCCAGUAUUCACAGUCCCUGAUUUAUGCAGUAGAGGAGAUCAACAACAAUUCCUCCUUACUGCCUGGAGUCUCACUGGGCUACAAGAUCUAUGACACCUGUAGCUCAACAACAAUAGGGGUUCGAGUGGCCAUGACGCUUAUUAAUGAAAAUGAAAACUCAAACCUCGAAGAGCUUUGUGCAAAACCAGCCCAGGUACAGGCCAUAAUAGGAGAAACUUAUUCUUCAGUGUCCAUGGCUAUUGCGAAGAGUAUCGGACCCUUCAGCAUUCCCUUAAUCAGUCACUAUUCCACAUGUGAGUGUCUCAGUGACAAAAGCAAAUAUCCCUCAUUUCUCCGCACUGUGCCCAGCGAUUACUACCAAAGCAGAGCGCUAGCAGAGAUGGUCAAGUUUUUUGGUUGGACCUGGGUUGGAGCAAUAAGAAGUGAUGAUGACUAUGGUAAGAACGGCAUGGCUACGUUUACUGAAGCAGCAGAGCAGUUGGGCAUCUGCUUAGAAUACUCCCUUCCGUUUUUUAGAACGUACUCACAUGAAAAAGUGCUGAGAAUUAUUGAACAGAUUAAAAGCUCCACGUCCCGGGUGAUAGUGGGAUUUCUUGACAGCUGGGACAUGGAAACCCUGCUGCCUCUGUUUCUCGAGCACAACGUCACUGGAUACCAGUGGGUAGGAACUGAGGCUUGGAUUUCUGAAUCAGAACUGGCCACAAUGGAUAAACACCACAUACUUGGAGGAGCCAUAGGGCUAUCUAUACCACACACAAAAGUGACCGGGCUGAAAGAGUUCAUUCUAGAUGUACAUUCACUGAAAUCUGCAGCGGGUUCCAUUUUUACUGAGUUCUGGGAAACUCUGUUCAAUUGUAAAUAUUCAAUGCAGAAUGAUUCGGAGGACUUCAGAUCAGUCUGUACCGGCAAAGAGAGACUAUCUGAUGUGGAAAACACCUUUACGGACAUGACCCUGAUGCCAAUCUUUAGUAAUGUGUAUAAAGGGGUGUAUGCCAUUGCCCAUACCUUACAUAAAGUUCUUGGUUGCGAGGAAACCUGUCCUACAAAGAACCAGCCUGAUCCUUUUACAUUUCUGGAGCACCUCAGAAAAGUGCAUUUUAAAACCAGGGACGGUGAGGAAGUAUAUUUUGAUAAGAACGGCGACCCUGUUGCAAAGUACGAAAUAAUAAACUGGCAUUUAAAUAAGGACCAGAAACAUGAAUUUGUCACAGUUGGAAUUUAUGACUCCUCUAAACCUGGUGACGAUCGAUUGGUGGUAAACACACAAUCUAUUAUGUGGGCUCUAAAUACUAAUCAGGUUCCAGUAUCUGUGUGCAGUGAGAGCUGCCCUCCUGGCAUGAGAAAAGCUGUACAGAAAGGAAAACCGAUCUGCUGCUUUGACUGUAUACCAUGUGCUGAGGGAGAGAUCAGUAAUAUAACAGAUUCUAUUGAAUGUGAACAAUGCUUUCAAGACUUCUGGUCAAAUUCACAGAGGAAUGAAUGCAUAAGGAAGGAAAUUGAGUAUUUGUCCUAUAAGGAAACUAUGGGAAUUUUGCUAACAACGGUUUCCAUUAUUGGUGCGUUCAUGACAAUGGUAAUAGCAGUUAUAUUUUUUAGACAUAAAAAUACCCCCAUUGUGAGGGCCAACAACUCUGAGCUGAGCUUCCUGCUGCUCUUCUCUCUGACUCUGUGUUUCCUCUGUUCACUUACUUUCAUCGGUCAGCCCUCGGAGUGGUCCUGCAUGCUGCGCCACACAGCGUUCGGGAUCACCUUCGUCCUCUGCAUCUCCUGUGUUCUGGGGAAAACGGUAGUCGUUUUGAUGGCGUUUAGGGCGUCACUUCCGGGCAGUAACAUCAUGAAAUGGUUUGGGCCUCCACAGCAGAGACUCAGUGUUCUUGCUUUUACUUUAAUACAGGUUAUUAUUUGUGUGUGUUGGUUAAUAAUAUCUCCUCCUUUUCCCUUCAAAAAUUUAAAAUACUUUAAAGAAAAAAUUAUUUUAGAAUGCCACCUUGGCUCAAGCGUGGGUUUCUGGGCUGUUCUGGGUUAUAUCGGGAUUUUGGCUCUUCUGUGUUUUGUUUCGGCUUUUUUAGCUAGAAAACUUCCUGAUAAUUUUAAUGAAGCUAAAUUUAUCACCUUCAGCAUGUUGAUAUUCUGUGCAGUUUGGAUCACUUUUAUUCCAGCGUAUGUCAGUUCACCUGGUAAAUUUACUGUAGCUGUGGAGAUUUUUGCUAUUCUGGCCUCAAGUUUUGGUUUGUUGUUCUGUAUUUUCCUUCCUAAAUGUUACAUAAUCAUCCUGAAACCUGAGAAGAACACCAAAAAACAGAUGAUGGGAAAAUGA